Sphaerodactylus townsendi is the source of this 6562-nucleotide messenger RNA. RefSeq names its product jade family PHD finger 1 (gene JADE1). Lineage: Eukaryota; Metazoa; Chordata; Lepidosauria; Squamata; Sphaerodactylidae. Gene Ontology annotation, cellular component: histone acetyltransferase complex. Bases 228 to 2807 code for a protein of 859 amino acids. The record is from RefSeq and is a predicted model, not a curated record. The transcript is spliced from 12 exons. Gene Ontology annotation, biological process: regulation of transcription by RNA polymerase II.
CAAGUAAAAACGUCAGUCAGAGUGAGAGUGUCUCUGUCUGUGUGUGUGUGUGUGUGUGAGAGAGAGAGUGUGUGUGUGUGAAGGGAGCCACAAUCUGCUCCCCCUCGCCAGCGCUUGCCUGAACUCAUGAGGCAGCGCGGAGCCCUUCGCGCCGAGAAACUCCAACCUCGCUGGCAACCAUCGCAGCAGCAACAGCAGCAGGCUGCCUGCUGUUUCCCGGGAAGAUCAUGAAACGAAGUCGACUUCCCAGCAGCAGUGAGGAUUCUGACGACAAUGGCAGCUUGUCAACCUGGUCCCAGCAUUCUAGACACCAGAGGAGUUCAUGCUCCACACAUGAAGAUCGAAAACCAUCAGAGCUGGCAACCAGCAACCUUUCUUCUGGCCAGGAGAUCAGGGAGCUCAGCUGCUGCCACAGUCCCUGCCAGCGUCAGGUGUUCAGAACAGACUUGAUCACUGCCAUGAAGCUACCUGACUCUUACCAGCUGAAUGCUGACGAGUACUAUGUGCUGGCAGAUCCCUGGAGACAGGAAUGGGAGAAGGGAGUUCAGGUGCCGGUCAGUCCAGGGACCGUCCCAGAGCCAGUAGCCAGGGUUGUGUCGGAAUCAAAAGCAGUUACAUUUAUGAGACCUCGGAAAUACAUCCUUUCCUCAGGUUCUGAGCCCCCUGAACUUGGUUACGUCGACAUUCGAACGUUGGCGGAAAGUGUUUGUCGCUAUGACCUUAAUAACAUGGAUGUAGCUUGGUUGGAAUUGGCCAAUGAAGAAUUUAAAGACAUGGGGAUGCCUGAAUUGGAUGAAUACACCAUGGAGAGAAUUAUGGAAGAAUUUGAACAACGAUGCUACGACAACAUGAAUCACGCUAUUGAGACUGAAGAAGGACUUGGUAUCGAGUACGAUGAAGACGUUGUCUGUGAUGUUUGCCAGUCUCCAGAUGGUGAAGACGGCAAUGAAAUGGUGUUCUGUGACAAAUGCAAUAUUUGCGUUCAUCAGGCAUGCUAUGGAAUCCUUAAGGUCCCAGAAGGCAGUUGGUUAUGCCGAACCUGCGCUCUUGGUGUUCAGCCCAAGUGUUUGUUGUGUCCCAAGAAAGGUGGAGCCAUGAAGCCAACUCGAAGUGGGACUAAAUGGGUCCAUGUUAGCUGUGCCCUUUGGAUUCCUGAGGUGAGCAUUGGCAGCCCAGAAAAGAUGGAGCCUAUCACAAAGGUCUCCCAUAUUCCCAGCAGCAGAUGGGCUCUGGUGUGCAGUCUUUGCAAUGAAAAGGUUGGGGCAUCGAUACAGUGUUCGGUGAAAAAUUGCCGCACAGCUUUCCACGUCACUUGUGCAUUUGACCGUGGCUUAGAAAUGAAAACUAUUCUGGCUGACAAUGAUGAAGUUAAGUUCAAGUCCUACUGCCCAAAGCACAGUUCCACGAAGAAGCCGGAAGAGGAAAACCUCAAUGAGUUCAUCAGCCAGGAGAAUGAGAAUGGAGCACAGGACAGUUCUCCUCCUGCUCACCUGGAGCCAUUUGACAACAUGGAUCAAAACCAGGAGGAGGCGCAUAGGGUGAGCGUUCGUAAGCAGAAGCUUCAGCAGCUGGAGGACGAGUUCUAUGCCUUUGUCAAUGCUUCAGAAGUAGCCAAGACGCUGCAGCUUCCGGAAGACACUGUAGAAUUCCUGUAUCAGUACUGGAAGCUGAAGAGGAAAUCUAAUUUCAACAAACCUUUGAUCACCCCAAAGAAAGAUGAAGAGGACAAUCUGGCCAAACGGGAACAGGAUGUCCUGUUCAGGAGACUACAGCUUUUCACCCAUCUCCGGCAGGACUUGGAAAGGGUACGAAAUCUUACGUACAUGGUAACACGACGGGAAAAAAUUAAAAGAUCUGUUUGCAAAGUCCAAGAACAGAUUUUCAAUCUCUAUACAAACCUUGUGGAACGUGAAAGAGUUUCAGGUAUGCCCUCUUCCUUUUCUACCAUGGAAAAUAUGGUGCUGUUCAACAGUUCACCUUCGGGACCAGAUGCACCUAAGAUAGAGGAUCUGAAGUGGCAUUCAGCUUUCUUUCGGAAGCAAAUGGGCAUGUCUUUGAGUCAUUCACUGAAAAAGACACAGAAGAGAGAACGGAUGAGGCAUGAUGACAAGCCUUUGCUCAAGCAGCCCAGCCAAAGGGAAGACCUUGCAACUCCAGCAAGCUUUUUCAGCUUUGAAAAGUCCUUUGCAGAAGCACAAAUCGGAUCAGCACAACAGAAGAAUGGGGUUGUUACAGCAGACCACAGGAAGAGAAGAGACAAUCAUUCCCAUUGUGACAUGAUGAAGGUAGGACUGAAGGAAAAACCUUCCAAACACAUCCCCAAACCACUGAGAUCUAAUGAACUGACUCAGAGGCAAUUGGAAAACAAGAAGGCAAUGAACCACCCGAGUGGGAGGUCAGCGCCCGGAACCAGGAGGGAUACGGUGCCUAAAUACAAUGGAUCCUUUUGCAAAAUAAACUAUCACCCAGCUCCAGUAAAAGUGCCUACUACGCCAAGAAGCCCUGUAAAAAACUGGGGAGGAUUCCGAAUUCCAAAGAAAGGGGAGAAGCAACCGCAAGGGGAAGGGCAGGAGGACACAUGCCGACAAAACUACCAUUACUCGGGCUUGGGCCGAGUUUCGCCGAAGGACAGGGCAAAAAACAACCUAAAGGUGGACAGCGAGAAUGACGGGUAUGCCCCUGAUGCCGAAAUGAGUGACUCAGAAACUGAAGUGGCUGAGAACAAGUGCCGGCAGCAAAGGCUUGGUUCAAACAGUACUAUUGCUAGGAGGACAGACAUUAUUAGGAGAAGCAUCCUUGCCUCCUGACUGGAGGGUGAGACACAGUAGUAGCACUGGAAUGAUGUCAAUGAUGUACUCAGCCUGGGAAAAAAAAUCCACUCUGCAUUAGUUAUUGGUGUGACGGAGAGGAAGGUUCUUUCAGAUAUGGCUACAAGAUCAAACUGCAAACCAGUCCCUCUCCCCUCCGGCAGUAGAAACAUGUUUACAUGUACUUGACACUAAGAGUUUGCCCUCUGCUUAUCCCCUUUUUGUGCGAUUUGAGCCUCCUUUGUUUGCAACUGUUCUGCAGAAAUCAUCAGAAAUUUUUUUUGACCCUAUUAGAUCAAUAGGCUGAAGGCUUAAAAAAAUAGCAAGGGGGGCAGAUUUUGGGUAGGGGUGGGGGAAUACUUGAGAUGGAUAGCACUGAGGGCUUUUUCCUCCCUGCCCUUAAAAGCACAAGCUGUUGGUAAAUCAAGUGUACGAUGAACGAAAUAAGUUGGGUAUUACCAUCGCGUAUUGCUUAACCCAUUCUAAAUUGUCACUUUUGUCAAGCUGUGCCAGGACUGGGUCUUAGCAGGCUAGUUUUUGUUGUUGUUGCUUUAAAAUUUAAGGGAUGUGGGCAGCUGCAGAUCUUUGUAACUGCAGAAGGUUUCUCAUAUGAGGCCUGUCAAAUAGGUAAGAAAAUCUUAUGGGGACUACUAGAGAAAUCUAAAGGGACAGAUCAAAGCUGCCUCAUAGUAAAAGAACAGCAGCAAAUAGUGCUACUCAGAAGGGACCCAGACUGAGACACAACUCCCCUAACUGGGUGAGUAAAAAUGUAUUUUAAAAACUUUAUCUUAUUCUAAGGAAAGCAGGUUUUUUAGCUUGCUGUCCUCUCCUGCCCAUCCAGGUACCUUCCCAGCUAGAAUAUGAGAACAAUUCAAGUGGGAAAGACUGAGGGCAUGUCUGUACUGCAAAUAUAAAUAGGUUUUGCUGUUGUGUUUCCGUUCUCUUUGCCACUCAAGGAUCAUGGGAAUUGUAGUUCUGUAACGAGCAACAAAGUUUUUAGCAAAUAAUUAUCUUCAACUUUCCCAAACUGCAGUUCCCAUGUUUCCUUGGGAAAAGCCAUGGCAGAUUAACGGGUUGAAAUUUCGUGAAGAUAUGCCCAAAUUUCUAAAGGCACUGGUCAGUAGCCUUUCCCAAUGUGCACUAAUGGUAUGUGUUGGAUAUGCAAAUUUCUGACACAUAAGGGUUACUUUAAAUAAGAGAAGGAUGUAAUAAAUAUAUAUAUAUUUUUGAAAAAAAAAUGGAAAGGCAAUAAGAUGUGGUAGCGCUUUACAUUUAAGCCAGUUUAACAACAUGAUUUCAAGGAUACAAAUUAGAUUUGAAUAAGAAGGCGCUUGUGUUCUGAUUACAUAAUUUCAAAAAUAUUGCAAUAACUAGAGAGAAUAAGCCAUCAGCAAUAAGUAGAUCAACAGAUCCUUAGGAUUCUAUUUUCCAUACCCAAGGGGGUGCAUUUAUGGUACACAACACAACAACUGGUAGAUUUAGGCUGCUGUGAGCUUUAGGACACAACUCUGCUAUAAAAUCAGACAUAAACCAGUCACGUGAAAGUUUAAGUAACAGAUUAUUGAAAAGCUAUGAACAUCCCUCCUCCCAAUCCAAUAAAACAUCAUUAUUCAGUCUUGCACUAUUUUCUUUCUAAACCCUUUCCUAAUGAGAAGUAUGUUUCUGAAAUCUUGCAAUUUGACUCAAGUCUUCCAAGGGGGUUUCAGCUGAGAAAAACUGGAUUGGUGAUAUUCCAUCUUGCUAUGCGAGCCACUAGAUGGUUAGCAGUUGAGGCAGUUGACACAAUACAUUUUUUCCUUCUGUACAUGUGUUCCUGAGUUUCUCAGGAUUGAGAAAUGUAAUGUGUGAACUCGCAAAUAAUACUUAGUAGCAAUUCCCAUGAAAUCAUGUUAUGUGUGAACCAGCCCCCUUGGUAUUCAUUCCCAUUUGCCAUUGGAACAGAGGUUGAUCAUCCUAAAUACAGCAAGGGUGCAAUUCAGACAGCCCUUUGAGCCACAGUUUAGGAAUGACCUACGGGCUCUUGCCACCAUCAUCAUUCUCUCCUCAUUGCUUGUUUCCCUUUUGUUUCUUGCAGAGGCGUAGCUCCAAGGGGGUGCGGUAAGGGCGUUCCGGGGUCGUGGUGGGGUUGUUCCCGGACGGGGGCAGAGGAUACACCAGUGCACCAGGCACUUUCCCCCCUUGCUACGCCUCUGGUUUCUUGUUUAGCAUUAACUAUUGUUUGGUCUGAUUACAAAUGAUCCUGUUAAAGUACAGUUAGCUGUUGCCGUCCAAGCAAGAACAAGAAACCGUGGUGGGCCUGAUGAUUUUUUUGAUACCAUGACAAACUGAUGAAUAUUAUUAAAUAGGGAACCAGAAGGAGAGAUGCGAGGGCAUGAGGCUGUGGCUUGAUGAUGAUCCUUCAGUUUGAACAUCUGUAUAAUAACCCUUGCACAGUAGCUGCUGUCACAUGCUGGGACUUCAGUGUAAUACACAAGACAGUUCUAUGUGCUUCACUGCAUGAGAAAGUCCCAGCAUAAAAUGGAGUUGCCCACCUGGUGACCUCUGUAUUUUCGGUGGAGUCUUUCAGAUCAGGAUGAACAGGAUUAGCAAGUAUGUUAAGAUCUUUGGGUCCCAACCGUUUUCGGAUACCACUGGCGAAGAAAAAUGGUGGCCCGCUUUUGAUCAAGACUACGCAUACCUUGCAAAUUUGUUGAGCAGGUUUGCUGCUUGAAAAGCAGUCACAUUCUUAUUAAAGUAGAAGAUUAAGGAUAUGAGAAAUGUAUUUGCUUUUUCAUAGUUCAUUUCAGGUGAGAAUUGAAUAACAUGUUAUCAGUUGGAUUGCCCUAUAGGGAGUUAUUCAUCAAGCCAUAAGGAGGAAUGAAACAAAUUUGAUUCUAUUUGAAACAUUAUUCAAUGUUACGACCAAUUUUGAAAGAGUUAUCAGAUAACAUUUGCACUAUUAGGAAUGCUAGCAUUUGUGCAGAAAGAAUGCCUUAUCUGUUUUGCUCCCCACCAUGUUUAGGUUCAUAAGCUUUGUGAUAUUUUGAAUAAUGCUGAACCAAAAAUAAAAAAAAAUGAAAAGAAAAAAAUAAUGCUUUCCCCCAACCUCUAUUUGCGAAAGUAGGGUAAAAUAUCAGUACAACCAGCUGUAUAAGUUAGUUUCACGCCAUACUUAGUACUCAACAAAUGAAGGAUCGUAAAUAAAUCAGUAAUCUUUACCUAUCACUGAGUUUGUUUAGUUAAUAUGGAAAUGGUUGAUGAUUUCUUGUAACACUUUGCCUUUUCCUUAUGCAGACUGCCCAAGCAAUCACUUUGAUUAUAACUGGUGUACUACAUUGAAAUGUAGACUAACACACUUCUAUAAUGUGGACUGGAAUGUGGUCUGUUAGGUACUGGGCAUACACCAAUAUGACAUGAAUGAAAGAUUAUAAAUGUCCCAUGUGUAAAAAAAAUCUUAAUUAUUUUAAAAUUUUGGAAAAAAAAUCAUUGCAUUUGUAAAACCUUGUACAGAGGAUUUUUCACUAUGUGCCUAGCUUUGGUGUCCAUUUGCUCAAAUCUGAAAACAGGUGCAUGAUGACAAAACAGAUAGAAUCAGAUAUAAAAUAUAUGUAGAGAUGACUAUUUUAUAUUACAUGGCCCAAUCCUGUAUUUAUUUUCCUCCCCUUUUGAAGUAUUUAUAAAGACCUAGUUGAAGAUGGCUGUAUUUUUUGUUAAAAUAUUUAGUAGAAUUGUGCCUUUGUCUGUAUGUGAAUAAAUGCUGUACAUUUUGCAAUACA